Messenger RNA from Vicia villosa (hairy vetch), 829 nucleotides. RefSeq names its product DNA-directed RNA polymerases II and IV subunit 5A-like. Gene Ontology annotation, biological process: DNA-templated transcription. The transcript has 3 exons. The record is from RefSeq and is a predicted model, not a curated record. Lineage: Eukaryota; Viridiplantae; Streptophyta; Magnoliopsida; Fabales; Fabaceae. Bases 106 to 726 code for a protein of 206 amino acids. Gene Ontology annotation, cellular component: RNA polymerase I complex; RNA polymerase II, core complex; RNA polymerase III complex. Gene Ontology annotation, molecular function: DNA-directed RNA polymerase activity; DNA binding.
UAAACAAACACUGUGUAACCCAAUAGGGUUUAGCAACAAAGAGUUAAGAAAUUGAAGCACAAAACGUAGAGCUCAGGCGAGCGUUGAAUCCUCCGACGAACAACAAUGGUGUUUUCCGACGAAGAGAUAACGCAUCUACACAGAAUCUACAAAACCGUUUUACAAAUGUUACGAGACAGAAACUACGUUGUUCCAGAGACAGAACUCGACAUGACGAGACAAGAAUUCAAAUCGAAUUUCGGCGAUCACAUGAAGAGAGAAGAUCUGUUUAUUAGCAAAAGCCACAAAAACAAUCCUUCUGAGAAAAUCUAUGUGUUCUUUGUUAAUGAUGCCAAAAUCGGUGUUAAGACUGUUAGAUGUAUCAUUCAAAGGAUGUUUCAAGAGAAUGUUUCUAGAGGUAUUUUGGUUUGUCAGACUCCGCUUUCGCAUUAUGGAAGAGCUGCUGUUACUGAAAUGGGGUCGAAAUGUCGCCUUGAAGUCUUUCUGGAAGAUGAACUUCUCGUUAACAUCACGAUGCACUAUCUCGUACCGCCACAUCAGGUGCUUACCGAUGCUGAGAAGAAAGCUUUGCUCAAUAAAUACACUGUCAAAGAAACACAGCUACCUAGAAUCCUGAUGACGGAUCCUAUUGCGAAAUAUUAUGGACUAAGGCGUGGACAAGUUGUCAGGAUUAUCCGGCCAAGUGAAACUGCGGGCAGAUAUGUUACAUACCGAUAUGUUGUAUAAGGAUUUUCUUGAGUUCUUAUGCUCCACUAUUUUUGCAAUAUGGUAUACUUACUAAAGUUUCUGCAAAGCAUGCACAGUGCUUAUAUAACCUUUAUUUUUGUCA